This is a messenger RNA of Achroia grisella, 1935 nucleotides long. RefSeq names its product hemicentin-2-like. Lineage: Eukaryota; Metazoa; Arthropoda; Insecta; Lepidoptera; Pyralidae. The record is from RefSeq and is a predicted model, not a curated record. The transcript is spliced from 7 exons. Gene Ontology annotation, cellular component: neuron projection membrane. Bases 517 to 1509 code for a protein of 330 amino acids. Gene Ontology annotation, biological process: synapse organization.
UCUUCGCGAACGAGCUUGCGCCAUGCGCCGAUUCAAAUUUCGAAACUCGAAAACACGUUCCGAACGCGACAUACAUUGAAACUUAGUCUAAAUAGAUUACUGUGUCAAUAAAAAAAAACUUUAAAAUAUUAGCGAUAAAAUAAAUAAAUAAUCGUGUUAAUUCUGUGUGCGUGAGGAGAAGUUGUAAAUUACCUAGCAUUUAGUAUUUUGUUAAAAUCUAUCGCUUCGUUUAAUUGUUAUUAAGUGGUGAAUUUAACGGCGUUUUAGUGCUACGAAUUAUUCUCUUUCUUUUGGAUUAAAUAGAUUAAUUAAGCUAUUUUAUUGAACAGGUACCUAAGUGAACUUGAAAUGGUAUAACCAAUUUUAACUGCAAAGAAAUUUAGUACUUAAACACAUAAUACAAAAUAACAUAGUGUAAUAACGUGUAAAAUAAUGUGUUGAACAAUCUUUGAACUGAUUUGUGUGUAAAGUGAUAUAAAAUUUAAUUUACACUAAUGAUGUGAAAAAACAGUCGUGAUGUGGAUUGCUGCUCUAGUGUAUUUUUCCGCUCACUUGGGAAUGUCGGCUGGUGGAGGUGGUACCAGUGGGGACACUAUCGGUGGCGUUAUUCUGCCCAGUGGUGGUACUGUCAUGCCCAGUGAACUCACCUUCAUGACGGACAUUAAUGCGACGGUCUCCACAGAGAACAUGGGGCAGCCAUACUUCGAUAAUGCCACUAAACGUGACUACACUGCAGCCGUGGGGCAACCAGCUUAUUUGCACUGCAGAGUGAAGAAUUUGGCUGAUCGUGCGGUAUCUUGGAUCCGUAAACGAGAUCUACAUAUCCUGACUGUGGGAGUGCACACAUACAGCAGCGAUGCCCGUUUCGCUGCCCUCCACACCGACGGCUCUGAUGAAUGGACGUUGAGAGUAGCGCCUGCGCAGCCUCGCGACUCUGGCGCAUACGAAUGCCAAGUUUCCACAGAGCCUAAAAUCAGUUUGUCAUUCCGACUGACUGUUGUUGUGUCAAAAGCAGAGAUCCUCUCAGGGCCAGAGUUGUUCGUGCGAGCCGGUUCUGACAUUAACUUGACUUGUAUCGCAAGACACGCCCCGGACCCGCCAAGUUUCAUCUACUGGUACCGAGGUGCGCACGUCGUAAAUUAUGCUCAGCGCGGUGGAAUUAGCGUGGAGACAGAACAGCGGACACGUACCAGCCGUUUACUUAUAGCACGAGCGUCGCCGAGGGACUCUGGAAACUAUACCUGUGCGCCCAGUAGCUCCGAUUCGGCCUCCGUGGUUGUCCAUGUAGUAAGCGGUGAGCGACCAGCUGCAAUGCAAAGCAACGCAAUCCAGGUGACACCAUCACUGACAUCACUGAUAAUUCUUGUGGUAAAUUUGAAUCAAAUUAGAUCAAUCUUCAGCAAUAUAAUAGAAUAUAUUUUUCUUCUGACAGAAAAGAUUUUAAAAUAUUUCCUAGUAGCUGUAAAAUUUUUGUGGCUUAACCGCAUUAGAAGAUUUAUAACGAGAUGACCAAAAUAUGUAAAUUAAGAAAUUAUGAUGAAUUUUAUGUAAUAAGUACGAGAUAAGAAAAUUGUAAGCAAAAUCUGAUACCGUAUUAAGAAACGAAUUAUUGUAAUAAGUAUCCCAUUAUUAGGAACUAAUGGUAUUCGAUUUGCAUUGAUGUUAUUAAUGUUUCAUCUAACAUCAAUUGUUUACAAUACUAAAUGAAUAUUCCAAAUUAAAAUACUUAUUAUUUUGAUACAAGAUAGAAUAAAAAUAUGUUUAUAUUUAUCACAAUGUAACGCUUUGUAUGUUAAAAACUCUUUAUUAUUUUGAUUUGGAAAAGUCUCGAAACGAUAUCAUUUUUCUUAAGGUUGUGCUAAUAUUUCUUGUAAAUAAUAUUCUAAUUAUUAUCAUUAAUAACAGAUCGGCAUUAAUACUGUUGUAGUUUCAAUC